UGUUUGACCUGGUUAUAAAUUCUGUUCUUAAGGUUGUUUUUGAUACGCUUGAAAAUGAAACAGAAACCCAGCACACAUGAAGAAGCAUGAGCUUUCAGUUUGCUUGCAUUCACUGUAGUUUCCAUAAAUAGAGUUGUAGCACUUCACUUUCAGUUAUUGCAUGGAGGAAUAGGAUUAUCUUUGCUUAACUUUAUAAGUUGUUGCUUUGUAGGAUUUUGUUAGUCUGUUUAAAGUUUAAACUAGUUUAAUAACCCACCAAACCACACUAAACGCUGCUGCUGCUUUUAUCUUAUUUACCUUUCGUAUCUCUCCUUCUUUGAGAUCUCAGGCUAAGCUGUUUCUGCUUCUCUUUACCCUUCUUCAACAGAGGCAAGAGUGUUGUAUCUUUUUGAAAUUUUUGUAUCUUCUUACAUCUAAGCAAUGAGGGAGCAGUUAGGAUUGCUAAAAGUUACUGUUGUGCAAGGGAAAAAAUUGGUUAUCAGGGAUUUCAGGACCAGUGAUCCUUAUGUAGUCGUCAAGCUGGGCAAUCAGACAGCAAAGACCAAGUUUAUCAAUAGUUGUCUUAAUCCAGUAUGGAACGAAGAGCUAAGUUUCUCACUCAAAGAACCCGUUGGAGUUCUAAGUUUGGAAGUAUUUGAUAAAGACCGUUUCAAGUCAGAUGACAAGAUGGGACAUGCUCACCUCAACCUUCAACCAAUUGCAUCUUCUGCUAGAUUGAAGCAGUUUGCCAAGGUUUCUUCUGCCGAGACAAUUUUAAGGAAGAUUGUUCCUGAUACUGACAAUUGUCUUGCACGUGAAAGCUCAAUUAGUUGCAUAAAUGGUGAAGUGGUGCAGAGUGUUUGGUUGAGGCUCUGUGCAGUCAAGUCGGGGGAGAUAGAACUAAAGAUUAAGUUAAUUGAUCCUUCUGUUGCUUGAUUUAAUUGCAAACCACGUAAAAUCUUGUGAAGCCAUAGUGAUUGAUUUACUGCUGUUGAGGCUGCAAUGAAGCCUGUCUUUGUAGUAGAUUGUGCUACAAUAUCUUGUUUCAUGGAUGACCAUGAAAAUAUUACUAAUACUAGAUUGAAACAGAUUAAUAAAUCCACCCCAAUUACUAUAAGAGAAA
Molecule: messenger RNA, 1102 nt
Organism: Populus trichocarpa (black cottonwood)
Lineage: Eukaryota; Viridiplantae; Streptophyta; Magnoliopsida; Malpighiales; Salicaceae
Product: protein C2-DOMAIN ABA-RELATED 11
Exons: 4
Coding region: 421-915 (164 amino acids)
Source: RefSeq, a predicted model, not a curated record